Messenger RNA from Antrostomus carolinensis (chuck-will's-widow), 2322 nucleotides. RefSeq names its product cadherin 26 (gene CDH26). The transcript is spliced from 15 exons. Gene Ontology annotation, molecular function: calcium ion binding; cadherin binding; beta-catenin binding. The record is from RefSeq and is a predicted model, not a curated record. NCBI's taxonomy places the organism in Eukaryota, Metazoa, Chordata, Aves, Caprimulgiformes, Caprimulgidae. Bases 1 to 2322 code for a protein of 773 amino acids. Gene Ontology annotation, biological process: cell migration; multicellular organism development; cell-cell junction assembly. Gene Ontology annotation, cellular component: adherens junction; plasma membrane; catenin complex.
AUGGAGUUACUUGCCACGCUGCUGAUUCUCUUGCAGGUUACUGCUGCCAACAGUUUUUCUCACAAAAUUGAAAACUCCAUUUUAACACAAGCCAUCCGAAAGAAGAGUACUCAGUGGAUAGAUUCUUAUCAAUUAGACAGCCUACGUCCUCUACAGCGUACUAAAAGGACCUGGGUUAUCACCACCAUUGAUAUCCAAGAGGAGGACAAAGGACCAUUCCCAAAAUAUGCUGGACAGCUGUUCAAUAACAAAUCAUUUAAUACAUCAGUAAAAUAUUUAAUCAGUGGACCUGGGGUAGAUCAACCUCCAGAGAUUGGAUUAUUUUCUAUAGAAGACGAUGCAAAUGGACACGUGUAUGUACAUCGUACCAUCGACAGGGAAAAGACCCCAGCUUUUCAGAUACGUUUCGAUAUUGUGUACAGAAAAACUGGUGAACCGUUGGACCGCCCUUUAUUUUUCAUGAUAAAGGUUAAAGAUAUUAAUGACAAUGCACCAGAAUUUCCCAAGGAGGAAUAUAGCGUUACAAUAAGAGAGAACCACAGUAAAAAUGAGCCAGUUUUCCAAGUUACUGCUGUGGACAAAGAUGAAGAUGGCACUGUGAAUUCUCAGGUGUCCUAUUCUCUAAGUAUGCAAAUGCCCCGUACAGAUGGGUUCACAUUUAAUAUCGAUCCUAGCACAGGAUCGAUACAACUGUCAGAAUGCUUGGAUUAUAAGACUAGCAACUCUUUCAAACUUCUGAUUAAAGCCAGCGACCGUGGAACUCCCCAGCUAUCAUCUACUGCAACAGUGAAUGUAGCUGUUGAAGAUGCAAACAACCACCUCCCUGUAUUUACUAGUGAUAAUUACCAGCUGCAGAUUUCAGCAGGUCAAGAACAUCCAGCUGUAUUACGGUUCCAAGUGGAAGAUAAAGACUCUCCCAACACUCCAGCUUGGAGAGCAAAAUACAGAGUAACAAAAGGCAAUGAGAAGGAACAGUUCACCAUUGAGACGGAUCCAGACACAAAUGAAGGCAUUUUGAGUAUUAUCAAGCCUCUCAACUACGAAGAUGACUCUGAGAUGAGACUUGUAAUUUCUGUAGCAAAUGAAGAACCUUUCUUCUUGUGUAAAAACGGCAUUGUAAUGAUCUCAGACCUAGACUCCACGAAUACAACUGUGAACAUCAAGGUCUUACAGUCACAACAUGCUCCUAGGUUUCAUCCUCCUAUACUUAUUGUUCAAAAGGAAGUUUCAAUGAAGCCUGGGAGAGUAUUUAGAAGGUAUCCUGCCACAUAUCCAGAUGGUGUGCCAAAUAAGAUAAAAUAUGAACUAGCCCAUGACCCAGGUGGUUGGCUGAGUGUGGAUGAGAAUUCUGGAGUUCUUACUGUGGCAAAAGAAUUUGAUCUAGAAUCUCCUUAUGUGAACAACAGCCUCUAUACCAUCACUGUUCAUGCUAUUGGUCAUGGUAUUCCACCACAUACUGGUACUGGCACCAUCCUGCUUUACUUGUCUGACAUUAAUGAUCAUAUGCCAGCAUUAGUGGCUCCUUCGUUAGAUGUGUGUGACAAAAAAGAAGGGACUGCUCUCAUUAUAAAAGCUAAGUCUGCUCUGGUCCAGUCACAUUCUGGGCCAUUUACAUUUGAGCUGGCUGAGGACUCUGAAGAUGUGAAGCAUAACUGGAAACUAGGAAGGAACUUUGGGGAGUCAGUUGAACUUUUAAUGUUAAGAAGCCUCCCACAAGGUAACUACUUGGUGCCCAUCAUUAUUCAGGACAGGCAAGGAUUUUCUACAAGGCAGAAUCAGCAUGUUAGGCUCUGCUUUUGCCCAGAUGGACAUACAUGUAAAGAUUCUCCACUUCCACAAGCAGCAGUGAGACUUGGAGGUGGUGCCAUUGCAAUAAUACUGACAGCUUUCUUAUUACUACUGGUUUCCAGUAUUCUUCUUUGCCGGUUUUACAUGCAGGGAUCUAAAAGCAAAGCCAUUGUUCCACCUCAAGAAGGUGAACAGACUUUAAUGAACUAUAAUGAAGAGAGCAGAACGUCUUUAUCUCAAGAUGACCUGUACACUAGUUACGAGACGUUCCAAGUAAGACACCUUCAUUGCAUCAUACAGACAGUGGACAAAAUACUGGGUCAGAAACUAUAUUACCAAAACACACUGGAAGAUUAUGGAGACAUCUAUGAACCUUACAGAUAUGCCGAGGAAGGAGAAUUAGAGCGAAGUAACUCCUUCUGCUCUCUCUCCAUUGACAGUGAGGAUUUGCCUGUUGAUUUUUUGAACACUCUGGGACCAAAGUUUUCUGCUCUGGAAGAAAUCUGUCAGAAGCAAUUUCCAUCAUUCAAUUAA